AUGUCAAUGGACAUUCAGGCAAUAUGUUCAUCAGUGUUCUCCAAAGUACCCCAAGUUGGUAAGCACUCACCUCAAGAACUGGUAACUAACAUGCUCAUGUUGGAGUUGGGCUCUUAGGUGAAGCGCACUGAGCGCCUCCGCCAGGAGAGGGUAAUGGAGAACCACAGGCGCAGCUCCUCUGUGGAUUACAGCUGGCUGACUGCAUCAUCACAGAAGUCCUCCUAUGAAAUUCCACCUGGUGAGAUGCUGGAGCUCCAGGACCUGUGUGCUAAGAUCCCUCCCUCCCAAUGCUGACCCCUCAUUCUCAGACUGAGGAAAGUGGUGACAGAGCUAGAGCCAGACAUGACUGAGGUGUCUGGCCUGUUCCGUACUGUUCUGUGCAACUACCUGGACGAGGAGGAGGAGGGGGCAGCCAGGGAGAGAGCACUAAAUGCCCGGGCCAGCUGCUGGACUGAAAACCACAGUAAGAGCAUGUUUAUCAUUAAUUUGCGCUCAUGGCUUGCGGCCAUGGAACCGCUCUGGAACAAAGUCACAGUGGAACGGAUUGGUGAGAACCUGCCAGAGGAUGAUGAUGAUAAUAUCCACAGGAACAGGAGGAUUAAAAGCAUGCCUGAUAUUACUGUAGUGGAAGAAAGAGCUGAAACCUAAAAAGGAUGGAAUAAUAUUUGGAGGCCCAGUUGACACAAGAAACUCUUAGAAUACUGACAACUAACUGGUUUUUGGACCUUAAACUGACUAUUUUAUAGCACUGCUUGUUGGCCGCACAACAAACUAUGUGCAGAAGAAAGCUUUACUAGAAUUAUUCCACAAAUAUAUUUUUCUUGAUUCAAGUAUUAUUUUAAAAUUUUUAUAGCAUAGACUUGCUGAUCCAUGUAGACGUCCCUUAAAGGGAUAGUUCACCCAAAAAUAAAAAUUCUCUCAUAAUUUAUUUAACCUCAUGCUAUCCCAGAUGUGUAUGACUUUCUUUCUUCUGCAAAACACAAACAAAUAUAUAUAUAUAUAUAUUAUUUUCCCCUUUUUCACCCAAUUUGGAAUGCCCAAUUCCUAGUGUGCUUUUAAGUCCUUGUGGUGGCGUAGUGAUUCGCCUCAAUCUGGGUGGCGGAGGAUGAAUCCCAGUUGCCUCCACGUCUGAGACCAUCAACCCGCGCAUCUUAUCACGUGGCUUGUUGAGCGCGUUGCCACGGAGACAUAGCGCGUGUGGAGGCUUCACGCCAUCCACCGUGGCAUCCGCUCUCAACUCACCAUGCGCCCCACCGAGAACGAACCACAUUAUAGCGACCACGAGGAGGUUACCCCAUGUGACUCUACCCACCCUAGCAACCGGGGGCCAAUUUGGUUGCUUAGGAGACCUGGCUGGAGUCACUCAGCACAAACAAAUCUUUUUUUAAAGAAUACCAUAGCUCUGUUGAUCCUGUGAAUCAACAGAGCUGACAAGUGUCUGACAAGAAGUCCAUAAAAGACAUAAUGGCAUUAUUAAAGUAAUCCAGAAGACACCAGUGGUUAAAUUCAUGUCUUCAAAAUGUAUAUGAUCGGUGUGGGAGUGAAACAUCAAUAUUUAAGUCUUUUUUUUUAUUUAUUCUAUAAAUCUACACUUUCACUUCCACAAUCAGCCACCUACUGGUUGUUGCAAGUUGGAGAUUGAUAGUAAUAAAGGACUUAAAUAUUGAUCUGUUUCUCACCCACAUCAGGUGAGAUCUCACCUUGCAUCAGAAAACAUUUUAUGCUGCUUUAUGUCCUUUUUGGACCUUCUGAGUUCUGGUCACCAUUCACUUGCAUUGUGAGGACCUACUGCUGAGAUAUUCUUCUAAAAAUAUUUGUGUUCAGCAGAAGAAAGUCAUACACAUCUGAGAUGGCAUGAGGGUGAUUAAAUAAUGAGAGAAUUUUCAUUUUGGGGUGAACUAUCCCUUUAAAACAAAUGUGGGAUAUAUAUUAAAUGCAAUUUAACUUUAUACUUUUGGAGCACCACUUUUGAUCUGCAAGUACUCUUAAAAAAAUCCACUUUAUUCUAUAUUACAUAAAGUAAUUAGAAAUGCACCACAUGUGCUACAGUAAAGAAAAGUAAUUCACAAAAAAGCAAUACAACAAAGUAUAUAUCUCUGUUUCCAUUAAUACUUUUUUUUAACAGUAUGCAUUUUACAAAUUGUGGCAUUGGACUAUUCCCUUACCCAAGAGUGUCUGGGUAAGCACAAAUGGAUGUAUUCUCUAAAGAUCUUGAAAACCAUACACUUAUAGAUCAAAACCCCAAUUCUGAAAAAGUUGGGACAGUAUGAAAAAUGCUAAUAAAAACAAAAAGGAGUGAUUUGUAAAUUAUGUUCACCAUUUGCUAUCUUGAAAGCACUACAACUAAACAUUAUAUGAUGAUUUACCUUGUACAUUUCAUUGUUUUUUUUUAAAUGUACAGUCAUUUCAAAUCAGAUGAUUGCAACACACUCCAAAAAUGUUGGGACAGUUGAGUGUUUACCACUGUGAAACAUCACCAUUUCUUCUAAUAACACUUAAUAAGCAUUUAGGCACUGAUGAAGUUUGUUAAAUUUAAAAAGUGGAAUUUCCCCCAUUCAUCCAUUAUACAUGUCUUCAGCUGCACAAUUGUACGGGGUCUUCGUUGCCAUAUUGUGCACUUCAUAAUGCACUACACAUUCUUAAUUGGAGAUGGUCAGGACUGCAGGCAGGCCAAUCUAGCACCCGCACUCUCUGCUUAUUCUGCCAAUGUGUUGUUUGAAGUUUUCCUGCUGAAAAUUCCGGGACGUCCAUGGAAAAAAUGGUGCUGGAUGGCAGUAUAUGCUGCUCCAAAAUUUUUACAUAUCUGUCUGCAUUAAUGGUGCCCUCACAGAUGUGCGAGUUACCCAUCCAAUGGGCAUUGACACACCCCUGGCCCAUACAGACACUGGCUUUUGGACCUGAUGCUGAUAACAGCUUGGAUAGUCCUUUUCCUCUUUGGCAGGGAGAACACAACGGCUGUGUUUUUCAAAAAUUUGAAAUGUGGACUCAUCGGACCAAAAAACACGGUUCAACUGUCUACUUUCCAUCUAAGAUGAGACCAAGACCAGAGAAGUUGGCAGCGCUUCUGGACAGUGUUGAUGUAGGGCUUCUGCUUUGCAAAGUAAAGUCUUAACUUAAAUCUGUGGAUGCAUCGGUGAAUGGAAUUGACUAACAAAGGUUUACUAAAGUAAUCCCAAAUCCAUGUUCAUGAUAUCCAUUACAGAUGAAUGAUGUUUUUUAAGACAGUGAUGUCUUAGGGAUCAGAGAUCGCAUGCAUUCAGAAGUGGCUUUCAUCUUGCCCUUUAUGCACCAAGAUUUGACCAUAUUCUUUGAAUCUUUUAAAUAUAUAGUGCACUGUAAAGGGUGAAAUGGCAAAAAUCCUUCCAAUUUGUCUUUGGGGAACAUUGUUCUCAAAGUGCUGGAUUAUUUGCUGAAGCAUCUUUUGGCAAAUUGACAAGUCUCGAAUGAUCCUUGCUCCCAAUUUGGAAUGCCCAAUUCUCAAAGUGCUUUUUAAGUCUUCGUGGUCACGUAGUGAUUCGCAUCAGUCCGGGUGGCGGAGGACAAAUCCCAGUUGCCUCCGCGUCUGAGAUCGUCAACCCACGCAUCUUAUCACGUGGCUUGUUGAGCGCGUUGCCACGGAGACAGCGCGUGUGGAGGCUUCACGCCACCCACGCUCAACUCACCACACGCCCCACCGAGAACGAACCACAUUAUAGUGAUCAUGAGGAGGUUACCCCAUGUGACUCUACCCUCCCUAGCACUGGGCCAAUUUGGUUGCUUAGGAGACCUGGCUGGAGUCACUCAGCACGCCCUGGGAUUCGAACUAGCGAACACCAGGGGUGGUAGCCAGCGUCUUUACCACUGAGCUACCCAGGCCCCCCAUGAUCCUUGCUCUUAAAGGACUAGGCUGUUUUUGGAGGCUCCUUAUACACUUAUCAGCCACAACAUUAAAACCACCUGCCUAAUAUUGUUUAGGUCCCCCUCGUGCCGGCAAAACAGCACCAACCUGCAUCUCAGAAUAGCAUUUUGAGAUGCUGUUCUUCUCACCACAAUUGUACAGAGCGGUUAUCUGAGUUGCCGUAGACUUUGUCAGUUCAAACCAGUCUGGCCAUUCUCUGUUGAACUCUCUCAUCAACAAGGCAUUUCUGUCCACGGAACUGCCGCUCACUGGAUGUUUUUUGUUUUUGGCACCAUUAGGAGUAAAUUCUAGAGACUGUUGUGUGUGGAAAUCCCAGGAGAUCAGCAGUUAUAGAAAUACUCAAACCAGCCCGUCUCAAACCAGCCCAUCUCCUGUUUCACAUUGCCUUGUUUUUUUAACUUGUCAAAUUGUUAUGUCUUAAAUUGCCCAUCCCAACUUUUUUGGAGCGUGUUGUAAUCAUCUGAUUUGAAAUUACUGUACAUAAAAAAACAAAGAAAUUCACAUAAUAUAAU
Messenger RNA from Myxocyprinus asiaticus (Chinese sucker), 4410 nucleotides. Its product is annotated as protein RD3. The record is from RefSeq and is a predicted model, not a curated record. NCBI's taxonomy places the organism in Eukaryota, Metazoa, Chordata, Actinopteri, Cypriniformes, Catostomidae.